GUGGGACCAAAGUUAAAUCAUUACCAAGCGAUUCACUUGAGUGCUAAUCUUGUACACACCCCAGGGGUACUCAGAAAAUAGGGGGUGAACGGCCAUUUAGGUUAAAAUAUAUCUCACCCACUUCUCUGAAGAAUCAUUGAAUCGUUGCUAAUUAAGCAAUAAAAGAAACUAAAAGUACUGGGACCAGUUAAAUAAAAUUCGUUUUUAUGAUAAAUGUUUCAAGUAAUGCAAAAAUGGGCGAAUCAACUCGAAUUUGUUCAAUAUAUCUGAACUGAUAUCCAGGGUGUAGGGUAUAAAAAGCGAUGCGAGCCGAAUAUCUACCUCAGUCAACUCCUGAACAAGCUAGAGACAUGUUGUAUACAGUGUUUUUCGGGGUAUUGUCAGUGACCUAUGUCUAUUGUGUGAAUGAGAUGUCAGAAGAGACCUGUGAAACGUUGCCUUCAGAAUUACACAUUACAAAAGAGGAAUAUGAUGAACUUGGAAGGUUGCAAAGAACUUGCAAUGGAGAAAUAGCUGUUAAUAAAUGUGAAGGGUCCUGCAAGAGUCAAGUACAACCCUCUGUUAUAACCCCCACUGGAUUUUUGAAGGAGUGUUACUGUUGCCGAGAAAGCUUCCUCAGAGAAAGAAUAAUAACACUGUUACAUUGCUAUGAUCCAGAUGGAGUGAGAUUGACUGGAGAAGGUAGAAAUUCGAUGGACAUCAAGCUGAGAGAACCUUCUGAAUGCAAGUGUUUCAAGUGCGGUGAUUUCAGCAGAUAAAAAUCAUCUCAAUUCUCUUUAUGAUUUAAAAAAUGUAUUUUUAGGGAUUUUUUUUAUUCGUACUGUAUAUUUUUCUGUGCCAAUUUUCAUUGAAUCGACAAAUGUUUUUGAAAGUAUUUGUCUAAUAAUUGAGCAUGUUUUAUAUAAAUGUUGAAACUGAGGCUUGUGAUGAAAAAAUUAUGUAUAAAAGUUUUUUG
Molecule: messenger RNA, 955 nt
Organism: Phaedon cochleariae (mustard beetle)
Lineage: Eukaryota; Metazoa; Arthropoda; Insecta; Coleoptera; Chrysomelidae
Source: the annotation of a GenBank genome assembly